GGAGGGGAAGGGAGGGAAGGGAGAGCCCAGAGCGGCCCCGGAGCGAUGAGGAGGAGGCGGCGGCGGGAGCCGCGAGCGGGGCCCGGAGCGGGGCCGGCGCUGCCGCUGCUGCCGCUGCUGCUGCUGCUCCUGCCGGGAGGUGACCGGGGGGCGGCGGCCGAGGAUGACGCAGUGCCGUGCGGGACCCCCGUGCACCGGCGCGUGGUGGGGGGCUCGGGGGCGCAGGAGGGGCAGUGGCCCUGGCAGGUGAGCCUGACCUUCAGGGGCCGCCACGUCUGCGGGGGGGCUCUGAUCGCCCCGGCCUGGGUCCUGACAGCUGCACACUGCUUCCCUCCGUCCCUCCCCCUCCCCGAGUUCCGGGUGACCCUGGGGGUGCUGCAGCUCCUGGCCCCUCCCCCCGACGCGCAGGUGAGGGGCGUGGCCUCGGUCACGCGGCACCCGGCCUAUCGCGACUAUCGCGACAGAGACGGAGGGGGAGGGGGAGGGGGAGGGGACCUGGCGCUGGCCCGGCUCCACCCCCCCGCCCGAACGUCGCGGUUGGUGCGGCCCAUCUGCGUCCCCCCCCCCGGGGAAUGGUUCAGGCCGGGGAUGAACUGCACCGUGACCGGCUGGGGACACGUCAGGACGGCCGUGCCGUUGCCGCCCCCCAAGACGCUGCAGCAGGUGGAGGUGCCUCUGCUGAGUCAGCAACACUGCCAGUGCCUGUACCGGAAACACCUGGGGACACACCUGGGGACACACCUGGGGACACACCUGGGGACACACCUGGACACGCCUGGGACACACCUGGACACGCCCCUCGAGGACAUGGGGUUACCUGCAGAGGACACCGUGUGUGCCGGGUACCCCGAGGGACAGCGCGACGCCUGCCAGGGUGACUCCGGCUCCCCGCUCUGCUGCCGCCUGGGCGGUUCCUGGCACCUGCUGGGCGUGUCCAGCUGGGGCGUGGCCUGCGGGCUGCGGGGUCUCCCAGGUGUGUACGCAGGGGUGGGGCCUCACCUGGGCUGGAUCCGGGGCGUGGUCCCCGAGCUGGCCCCGCCCCCCGCCCCUCCCCCCACCCCUCCCCCCCCGGAGCCCCUGGAGCCGCCCUGGGGAGACCCCUGCGAGGGGGGGGAGGGGCAGGGGGGAAUUUGGGAUGUGACCCCAAAAUAA
Poecile atricapillus (Black-capped chickadee) is the source of this 1152-nucleotide messenger RNA. It is a transcript of the gene PRSS8, whose product is annotated as serine protease 8. The coding region runs from base 46 to 1152 and encodes 368 amino acids. The transcript is spliced from 7 exons. Gene Ontology annotation, molecular function: serine-type endopeptidase activity. Gene Ontology annotation, biological process: proteolysis. Lineage: Eukaryota; Metazoa; Chordata; Aves; Passeriformes; Paridae. The record is from RefSeq and is a predicted model, not a curated record.